Molecule: messenger RNA, 899 nt
Organism: Manduca sexta (tobacco hornworm)
Lineage: Eukaryota; Metazoa; Arthropoda; Insecta; Lepidoptera; Sphingidae
Exons: 6
Coding region: 461-808 (115 amino acids)
Source: RefSeq, a predicted model, not a curated record
UAUAACAAUUCAGUAACAACAACAAUAUAACAACAAUAUUACACAUUCUCAAUAUUUUUUUAUGAAAUUCUUAAAAAGUAUUUUGUUAAUCACAAGUCUAUUUAUAAUAGAAACCUAUAGCAAGACAAAACCUACAUGUCUAGACGCCUAUAUUUGCGUUCACACUGGUGUAAAAAAGUGUGGUUUCGAUAAAACUAGCAAGGAGCUAAGAUGGUUCCUUGAUAAAUGUGAUUUGUUGGAGUUCAACUGUGAAUAUAAAACGCAUUUUGAAGUAGCAUCGAAUAGUAAAUGCAAGAACAUACCUAUUUAAGUUUACAAACAACAAUUUGAAGAGAAGCCAGCGAUGUUAACGGGAAGUUUAUACAAAUGCUAGACAAUAGACUAACGUUCCGAAUACAUAAACAUGGGGGAAGAACGCGGUCAUUUGUCUUGAGCCUUUUGAACACGUAGGUUUCACAAUAUGGGAUCCAGGAAAGUUUUAUCAGUUUCUUUUCUCGUUUUGGUCAUCAUUUGUGAUUCCAUGGCUCAUGGUCCACCUCAAGAUCGUGACAAUGAAGACAUAGCCAUGGGGCGGAAGGUAAAAAAAAUGGGUGCCAAGUGGUGCAGCAUGGCGAAGGUUUGUAAUCACGACAGGAUCCCUAUCUGCGGCAUCAGUCAUGCCGGUGACGUCAUGGGGUUUAGGGACCUGUGCGACAUGUUUGACUUCAAUUGCAUUAGAAGGAGAAAUUACAAACAAACAGCAUGUCCCGAGGAUAAGUCUAUCCUCACAGUGUCCCGCCGUCCCACAAACAGUUAUUAUGAUGAUUAAUUUGAAAAAUUAUCACAAUAACAUUUUAUGCAAAUAUUUUUAUCCUUGUGUAAUAUUUAAUUAAAUGAAUGUAUUGGAAUAAUUGUGGUUU